Messenger RNA from Toxotes jaculatrix (banded archerfish), 6965 nucleotides. RefSeq names its product calcium channel, voltage-dependent, L type, alpha 1F subunit (gene cacna1fb). Gene Ontology annotation, biological process: calcium ion import across plasma membrane. Gene Ontology annotation, molecular function: high voltage-gated calcium channel activity. The coding region runs from base 358 to 6708 and encodes 2116 amino acids. The transcript has 51 exons. Gene Ontology annotation, cellular component: voltage-gated calcium channel complex; membrane. The record is from RefSeq and is a predicted model, not a curated record. Lineage: Eukaryota; Metazoa; Chordata; Actinopteri; Toxotidae.
GAGAGAGUCAGAUUAAUGAACCGAAGCUGAAAAAGAAGCAGGAUUCGGGUUUCUCUGGAUUUCUCUCUUUCUUUUUACUUUUUUUCCUCCUGUCGAAUGUAAAUGAACAAACUGAAGGAUUGAUGAACUGAUGAACUGAUGAACUGAUGAAUUGAUGAACGGAUCGACAGCAGAAGAAAAGUGGAUUCAUUUCUGAUCAGUCCGAGUGAUCGCGGGUAAAAUGUGGAGAAGUUGUUUGUGCUUGUGAAAUAAAAGAAGAAGAAGCGGAUGCGAUCAAAGCGACGCGGAACUGAUCAAACUGCGGAUCGAUCAAAGAUGAUUAUCGGUGUUUGGAGCUGAGAGACAGAAGCAGCGGAGAUGUACGAGGAGAGCCGCAAAAGUGCCGGACGCAACGGCUACACCAAAACAGUGGAUGGAGAGGAAGGAGGAGGGGAGGGGGAGGAAGAGGAGGAGGGAGGAGAGGGGGAUGGAGGAGGAGAAGGAGGUGAUGAGAGGGACGCAGAGUGGGACGAAGAGUUGGACGGAGAGAACGAGGGAGGCGUGAGGAUGACGAGGACGGACACGCUUCACUCAACCACAAGUUCGACUGGAACACAGAGAAAGAGAGGACAACACGCCAAGAAACAGGUGCAGGGCAGUAAUCAGGUCCAACGAGCUCCUCGAGCUUUGUUCUGUCUGAAACUCAACAAUCCAAUCAGACGAGCCGCUCUCUCUAUCGUCGAGUGGAAACCCUUCGAUAUCUUCAUCCUGUUAGCCAUCUUUGCUAACUGUGUUGCUCUGGGAGUUUCCAAACCGUUUCCUGAGGAUGACUCCAACUCCACCAACCACGACCUGGAACAAGUGGAGUACGUCUUCCUCAUCAUCUUCACUGUGGAGACCUUCCUGAAGAUCCUGGCCUAUGGUCUGGUGAUGCACCCCAGCUCCUACAUCCGCAACGGCUGGAACCUGCUCGACUUUGUCAUCGUCAUCGUCGGGUUGUUCAGCGUCGUCUUGGAAACGAUGACUCAUAAGUCUGGCGAGCAGGCAACCACUCAUCACAUGCCAGGGAAACCCGGAGGUCUGGAUGUCAAAGCUCUGAGAGCCUUCAGAGUCCUGAGGCCCCUCAGGCUGGUCUCUGGAGUCCCCAGUCUGCAGAUUGUGUUGAACUCCAUCAUGAAGGCGAUGGUUCCUCUGCUCCACAUCGCUCUGCUGGUUCUCUUUGUCAUCAUCAUCUACGCCAUCAUUGGUCUGGAGCUCUUCAUCGGACGCAUGCACAGGACCUGCUACUACACAGGAACAGAUAAUUUUGUGGAGGACGACCCGGUGCCUUGUGCGUUCGCCGGUCACGGUCGUCAGUGCACAGUGAACGGCUCAGAGUGUCGGGGGAGGUGGGACGGUCCCAACGGAGGAAUCACCAACUUCGACAACUUCUUCUUUGCCAUGCUGACGGUGUUCCAGUGCAUCACUAUGGAGGGAUGGACCGACGUUCUGUACUGGAUGAAUGAUGCCAUCGGCUUCGAGCUGCCGUGGGUUUAUUUUGUCAGUCUGGUGAUUUUUGGCUCGUUCUUCGUUCUCAACCUGGUUCUGGGAGUCCUCAGCGGAGAGUUCAGUAAAGAGAGGGAGAAGGCAAAGGCUCGAGGAGAUUUCCAGAAGCUGCGGGAGAAGCAGCAGAUGGAGGAGGAUCUGUGCGGAUACAUGGACUGGAUCACUCAGGCUGAGGACAUGGACGAACUGGAUGAGGACGGAAACCCACGUCCGUCUCUGGGCGAUUUGUCAGACAAGAAGAGGGGGAAGUUUGGAUGGUUCAGUCACUCCAAUGAAACCCACGCCAGUCUUCCUGCCAGUGAAACAGCUUCUGAAAACACUGAAAACAUUGAUGAGGAACACACCAACUGCUGCCAGGCCUGCUGCGCUCGGAUGAUGAAGAUCAGCUGCUGUCGGACGCUGCGUCGGUGGAAUCGUGUCUGUCGCAGAAACUGUCGCACUGCCGUCAAAUCGGUGACGUUUUAUUGGCUGGUUCUGCUGCUCGUCUUCCUCAACACUUCUCUCAGCGCCUCCGAGCACUACAACCAACCCGACUGGCUGACACAAGUCCAGGACAUCGCCAACAAGGUGCUGCUGUCUCUGUUCACGGUGGAGAUGCUGCUGAAGAUGUACAGUCUGGGUCUGGCUCAUUACUUCGUGGCGUUCUUCAACCGCUUCGACUGCUUCGUGGUGUGUGGCGGCAUCAUGGAGACCAUCCUGGUGGAGCUGGAGAUCAUGCCUCCUCUGGGGAUCUCCGUGCUGCGCUGCGUCCGCCUGCUGAGGAUCUUCAAGGUCACGCGCCAUUGGACGGCUCUGUCCAAUCUGGUGGCGUCCCUACUGAACUCCAUGAAGUCCAUCGCCUCCCUCCUGCUCCUCCUCUUCCUCUUCCUCAUCAUCUUCGCUCUGCUCGGCAUGCAGCUGUUCGGAGGAAAGUUCAACUUUGACGAGACGCAGACCAAACGCAGCACCUUCGACGCCUUCCCUCAGGCGCUUCUCACCUGCUUCCAGAUCCUGACAGGCGAGGACUGGAACGUGGUCAUGUAUGACGGCAUCAUGGCGUACGGAGGCCCCGUGUUCCCGGGGAUGAUCGUCUGCGUGUACUUCGUCAUCCUCUUCAUCUGCGGUAACUACAUCCUGCUGAACGUCUUCUUGGCCAUUGCUGUGGACAACCUGGCCGGAGGAGACGGAGACGACAAGAAGAAAGAUGAGAAGAAGGAGGGAGCCGAGGAGGAGGCUGAAGAAGGAGAAGUGAAGGUGGACAUUGAUGAAGACACCGAGUACGAGGAGGAAGAAGAGCUUCCUGAAGGAGACGACGAGGAGGAGGGAGGGGUCCAGUUAAAGAUGGCCGACCUCGCUCCUCCUAAAGAGAAGGUCCUUCCAAUCCCAGAGGGCAGCGCGUUCUUCUGCCUCAGCAAAACAAACCCUAUCCGUGUGGCCUGUCACACUCUGAUCCACCACCACAUCUUCACCAACCUCAUCCUCGUCUUCAUCAUCCUCAGCAGCUGCUCAUUGGCUGCCGAGGAUCCAAUCAGAGCCCACUCCUUCAGGAACAACAUUCUGGGUUAUGCAGACUACGCCUUCACCUCCAUCUUCACUGUGGAGAUCCUGUUAAAGAUGACGGUCCAUGGAGCGUUCCUCCAUCAGGGCUCGUUCUGCAGGAACUGGUUUAACCUGCUGGAUCUCCUGGUCGUCAGCGUCUCACUGGUCUCCUUCUUCCUGCACUCCAGUGCCAUCUCGGUGGUGAAGAUCCUCCGAGUCCUCAGGGUGCUCAGGCCUCUGAGAGCCAUCAACAGAGCCAAAGGACUCAAGCAUGUGGUCCAGUGUGUGUUUGUGGCCAUCAGGACGAUCGGAAACAUCAUGAUCGUCACGACUCUGCUUCAGUUCAUGUUCGCCUGCAUCGGAGUCCAGCUGUUUAAGGGUAAAUUUUAUCGCUGCACAGACGAAGCCAAACACACUCCUGAACAGUGCAAAGGGACCUUUGUGGUGUAUAAAGAUGGAGAUGUGAGCCAUCCCAUGGUCAGAGAGAGGCUGUGGCACAACAGUGACUUUAACUUUGAUAACGUGUUGAUGGGGAUGAUGGCGCUCUUCACCGUGUCCACGUUCGAGGGUUGGCCCGCGCUGCUGUACAAAGCCAUUGAUGCUAACGGGGAGAACUCUGGUCCCAUCUACAACUACCGGGUGGAGAUCUCCAUCUUCUUCAUUGUCUACAUUAUCAUCAUCGCCUUCUUCAUGAUGAACAUCUUCGUGGGUUUCGUCAUCAUCACCUUCAGAGAGCAGGGAGAGCAGGAGUACAAGAACUGUGAGCUGGACAAGAACCAGCGUCAGUGUGUGGAGUACGCUCUUAAGGCUCAGCCUCUGAAACUUUACAUCCCGAAGAAUCCGGUUCAGUACAAGUUCUGGUCCAUCAUCAACUCCACAGGAUUCGAAUACGUCAUGUUCGUGCUGAUUCUGCUCAACACCGUCACUCUGGCUGUUCAGCACUAUGAACAGUCUAAGACCUUCAGCUACAUCAUGGACAUCCUGAACAUGGUGUUUACUGGACUCUUCACCGUGGAGAUGCUGCUGAAGCUGCUCGCCCUCAGACUCAGGGUGAGAAAAACAGUGUCCUCUGUUACACAUCGUAAAGGUUUUACUUUGAUGUGUCGUCAUGUGGUUCACGUGUCGGCGUUCACGCUCAGACACGGAGCUCGCUCUGAGUCUCACUCCUCCUUCUUGCAGCAUUACUUCAUAGACGCCUGGAACUCGUUCGACGCUCUGAUCGUGGUCGGCAGCGUGGUCGAUAUCGUCGUCACAGAGUUCAGUAGUGGAGAGGACAGCUCUCGAGUGUCCAUCACCUUCUUCCGUCUGUUUCGAGUGAUGCGACUGGUCAAGCUGCUGAGUAAAGGGGAGGGGAUUCGUACGCUGCUGUGGACUUUCAUCAAAUCACUGCAGGCUCUGCCGUAUGUCGCUCUGCUCAUCGCCAUGAUCUUCUUCAUCUACGCCGUCAUUGGCAUGCAGACAUUUGGGAAGAUAGCGAUGCAGGAUCACACUCAGAUCAACAGAAACAACAACUUCCAGACGUUCCCUCAGGCUGUUCUGCUCCUCUUCAGGUGUGCUACAGGUGAGGCGUGGCAGGAGAUCAUGUUGGCCAGCCUCCCAGGUAAACGCUGUGACCCCGAGUCAGACUACGAACCAGGAGAGGAGUUCAGCUGCGGCAGCAACUUCGCCAUCGUUUACUUCAUCAGCUUCUUCAUGCUGUGUGCUUUCCUGAUCAUCAACCUGUUUGUUGCUGUCAUCAUGGACAACUUUGACUAUCUGACACGUGAUUGGUCGAUUCUGGGGCCACAUCAUCUGGACGAGUUUAAGAGGAUCUGGUCUGAAUACGACCCAGAGGCCAAGGGUCGAAUCAAACACCUGGACGUUGUGGCUCUGCUCAGGAGGAUUCAGCCUCCUCUGGGUUUUGGGAAGCUCUGUCCUCACAGAGUGGCCUGUAAGCGUCUCGUAGCCAUGAACAUGCCUCUGAACUCUGAUGGGAUGGUGACCUUCAACGCCACGCUCUUCGCUCUGGUUCGCACCGCCCUCAAGAUCAAGACGGAAGGUAACCCUGAUCAGGAGAACGAGGAGCUGAGGGUGAUCAUCAAGAAGAUUUGGAAAAGAAUGAAACCAAAACUACUGGACGAAGUCAUUCCACCGCACGAAGAGGAGGAAGUGACCGUUGGGAAGUUCUACGCCACGUUCCUGAUCCAGGAUUACUUCAGGAAGUUCAGGAAGAGGAAGGAAAAAGGAGCUUUGACCGGAGAGUCCGACUCCACCAACCCGUCUGCUGUCCAGCUGUGUAAAGCCGGUCUGAAGACUCUGCAGGAUCUUGGUCCAGAGAUGCGUCUGGCUCUGAACGAGGACCUGGAGGAGGAGGAGGAGGCCAUGAUGGAGGAUGGAGAGCUGGAGGAGAAUGCUGCAUACAGGGGCGACAACGGGUUUGGACCAGAGAAAGAUCGACGAGGCUCCGCACUGACCACGCCCACUGGUCCUGGUGGUGUCAUUGGGGACGGAGGCGUAUCUAACGGAGGUCUGAUCCACCGGGUCGGUUCUCUCACCAAGAUGCCGAAUGGCAGCGAACACGACGAACAUCUUCACCGUGGAGACAAGAUGAGGUCAUCUGUCAAUCAUCAUCACCACCGCCACCCGUCAGUGAAGAACGGCCUGCUGGACCAUGCCCAUAAGAGACCAUCAUACAGCAAACAUGGAAGGAGGGACUCAAGGGACAGAUACUGGAGGAACGGGGACACGGAGGUGUAUGGAGAGCAGGGUUACUACAGCAGAGAGGAAGACAACGACAGCAUCACCUCCAGAGACAGAAAUUACCCCGAUGAGCCUCCUCUGUACAGAGACCAGUACGACAGCCACAACCCGUACUCCAACAGCUGCUAUGGCAACGGCUACAGCAAAGGCAGGAGGACGACCCGGAGACGCCUACUUCCUGCCACACCCACAGGUCGGAAACCUUCAUUUAACAUCCAGUGUCUGAGGAGGCAGGGGAGCAGUGACGACCUGCCCAUCCCCGGGACGUACCACCCCACCUCACCCCCACGCCGCACGCUAACGCAGACAUUCAGCGGUUACGAGUCCCAUCACUCCUCCGGUCGCUCCUCAGCAGCCUCCUCAGCGUCCUGGGCAAACCCAUGUCCUCGGCGUGGACGCCUUCUCUACGCCCCUCUCAUCCUGGUGGAGGAGGAAGGCAGCCCACCCUGGGGGGGAGGAGGACCCGCGGGUGAGGGAAAGAAGGGAGGAGCAGGAAGAGGUGUCAGUGUGACAGGUGCGGCACCCAGACCAGCCUGGUAUGGUGGCCCUGCAGGGACAUCAGCGCCGCCCCCAUACAGAGCCUACACCACCCUCAGAGUUCCCUCUCAGCUCGGAGCUCAGUUAACCGAGAAACGAGGAUCGGCCGACAGUCUGGUGGAGGCGGUUCUGAUCUCAGAGGGUCUCGGUCUUUACGCUCGGGAUCCAAAGUUUGUAGCGUUUGCAAAGCGGGAGAUUGCCGAUGCUUGUCACAUGACGGUGGAUGAGAUGGAGUCAGCUGCCAGCGACCUGCUUGGCUCGGGGAGCCAUGGUUUCCUUGGCAAUGCCACCACUGACCCCGCUGCGCUCUACAGCGACGAGGAGCCAAUCAGGACAGGCCGUGACGAGGACGAGCUGGCUGACGAGAUGACCUGCGUCACAUCGUUUUGAAGCUCUGGACCAAUAAGGGACAAGAGACAGGGGCCUGAGAGAGGCUGGGCAUCGUAAUGUUUGAACCUGUUGGGGUGUGACUGACAGGUCAUUUGACCAAUCACAGGACAAGAAAGAAAAAGGUGUCGGGGGGGGGGGGGGGUUAUCAAAGCAAAGCUGACUGAGGCUAAAGGUCAGUGUGAAGUUAACUUUAGCGGUUUCUGAGUUCUGUUCGGGAAAAGGGAGGUGAUGGAGGAAGGAGAGAAAGAGAAGUGAAG